Molecule: messenger RNA, 763 nt
Organism: Lactuca sativa (garden lettuce)
Lineage: Eukaryota; Viridiplantae; Streptophyta; Magnoliopsida; Asterales; Asteraceae
Source: RefSeq, a predicted model, not a curated record
AUUUUAGUGAAUAGUGAAUAGUAUUAUAGCGACGAUGAAGCCCAAUUCACCAUUUUCUUUUUGUUAGUUAGAGAACGAGGGAAAAUACUCCGGGAAGAUCGAGCAGCCUUCAAACUCAUCGUCUCAAAUCUCAUCCAAAUCUAUAUACACGUACUACGCUCACGCCGUUUCUUCCCUCUGAUGAUCGAUGAUCGCUGCCGAAUCCAAUUAAUUACUCCCUCACCGCUUCCUUUGUCUGCUUAAUUGCUGAUUGAGAUACAGAUACCAGACAAGUUGAAGAAAUGCAAGACCAUGGAAUGGUUCCAAUUGAUGAAACAACACCACCAAAGUCAACAAAAAGAAAACCAUCCACUACGAAGAAGCUAACACAAGAAAACAACACAAAAGGGGGUUCCAAAAGAAGCUCUAAAAAUGAAGCGCAAAUCUUCCAACAACAGGAAAAGUCAACAACUUCUGAUUCUUUACCUGACUCUUCUUCUACUGGUAAUGAUUAUCGAUCCCUGAGACGCAAAUAUUUACUUUUAGAAGAAGAAAGCUUUAAUGUUGGAAGAGAAACAAAAGAGAUUCAAGAUGCUGUUAAAUCUCUUGAAGAGGAAAAACUCUCACUUUUAGAUGAACUUGUUGUGUUGGAAGGCUUAGUUGACCCUUCAGAUCUCAAUGCCAAUGGUCAACGUUCACCAUAACUUCUUUCUAAUUUAGUUAACACCAGAAUUCUGUACUUCAAAAACUUUGAAUAUUUAUUCUACUCUUGCUGCUUUUAACC